This is a messenger RNA of Chelmon rostratus (copperband butterflyfish), 1759 nucleotides long. RefSeq names its product junctional adhesion molecule 2b (gene jam2b). Gene Ontology annotation, biological process: leukocyte tethering or rolling. The transcript is spliced from 10 exons. Lineage: Eukaryota; Metazoa; Chordata; Actinopteri; Chaetodontiformes; Chaetodontidae. Bases 94 to 966 code for a protein of 290 amino acids. The record is from RefSeq and is a predicted model, not a curated record. Gene Ontology annotation, cellular component: tight junction; protein complex involved in cell adhesion; cell surface.
GAAGCUGCAGAGAGUUUGGAGUAAAACUAAUCUCAUCCAGAUUCAGCGGAUCUCACAGACCUCAGGACGGAUCACAGGUCACCGUGACUACACAUGAAGAUGUUGGCGCUGCCUCUCCUCAUCACUUUAUUGCACUGUCCUCUUUGUCUGUCAGUGACAGUAAGCAGCAGUAAACCCAAAGUGGAGGUCCAUGAGCACACAGAUGCUGUGCUCUCCUGCGAGUUCAGGACAGAAAAGGAUCAGAAUCCUCGAAUCGAGUGGAAGAAGAAAGGAAAGGCGGUGACAUUUGUGUACUUUAAUCACAAAUUUACUCGGUCUUACGAAGGACGGGCAAAGAUAGAGGGAGCAACGCUGACAAUACACUCUGUUACUCAGAAAGACUCGGGGGAAUACCGCUGUGAGGUGACUGCCAGCGAGGACCACGUCAACCUUGGGGAGGCGACUGUGACCCUCAAUGUCCUCGUGCCUCCUCAUGUGCCGUCCUGCGAGGUUCCGAGCUCUGUGUUUGUGGGCUCAGGCCUGGAGCUCCACUGUAAGGACAAACUCAGCGUGCCUCCUGCCACCUACCGCUGGUACAAAGACAACAAGGCUUUGACGGCCACAGCAGACACGCCAUACAGCGUGGACGCAAACAAGGGCACACUGAAGUUAAAGAGCGUGUCCAAAACAGAUGCCGGCAUGUACCGCUGUGAGUCCUCCAACAGCGUGGGGGCGCCCAAGAGCUGCGUGGCCCAACAACUGAAAGUUAUUGAAUAUCCUUUGAACAUGACGAUUUUGAUUGCAGGAGCUGCAGGUUUCCUGACGCUCAUCUUCCUCUGCUGCAUCUGCGUGUGUGUCUGCCGACGCCGAGGCUGCUGCAAGAAGGACAAGAAAAUGAAAAGCACCAAGUCCUACAACCCUCCUCCUCCUCCUCCUCCCAUCCACAAUAUGAAGCACUACAAACAAACUCACUCCUUCAUGAUCUGAAGAGGAAACAGUCUCCCACUUUGACUUCAAACUGUCCAAGAUCUAAAGUGCACCCUUACUGUGCAACACACUGGAAAGUUACCCGACAAUCGCCUCGCUUUGGGCCGGCUGCUCACUGCUUGCUGGGAUGGACACAUCGACAGACAGAUGUUCACAUAUAAAGCAAAAACAAGAGUUAAACAGGAUUUUGCAACAAUCUUGUUGCUUCCUAAACACUGGCAUCUAUGCAUUGAGUUUGAGUUUGGAGGAUGUUUUCUACUUUCAUUUUCACCACAAACUUACAGUACUGUAAAUUCAGGGUUUAACUCAGCUCCUCAAACUGCUAUAACAUGUUUUAUCACUAUAUUUUUCAUUUGUGUGUCAAGACGUUUUUAAAAUCUUGUUUUUAAACCGUAUUUUUUCAUCUCUCAGAAGGGUCCAAGUUCAGCACUUCAGUUCAUGUUUUAGCUGUCUUGUGCCACCUACAGGCAAGAAACUGCUAUUCAGCCACACUGAUUACAGCACAUACUGUACAGAUUAUAGUCUUUGUAUUGUCUUUCAUUUAUAUUUAGAUGUUGUUUCAUAUGAUGCUAUUUUUUCCUCUUUGUCAUUUUUAUAUAUUUUAUAAAAGCUGUUUGCGUAUUGACCUCAUAAUUGUACACUGUUUAGUCUUUGGCUGUAUAAAUUUGAACGAUGUGAAUUGAGCAACAAAUGAACAGGUGUCUGCACACACUGAAUGGUGCUCUGGAAGCUUUUUAAAUCUUUGACACUGUUUUUCAGAAUCUGCCCCCUUUGAUCAAUAAAGAACGAUGAA